Penicilliopsis zonata CBS 506.65 is the source of this 2382-nucleotide messenger RNA. RefSeq lists its product as hypothetical. The transcript has 3 exons. Gene Ontology annotation, molecular function: molecular adaptor activity; GTP binding; GTPase activity. The coding region runs from base 394 to 2076 and encodes 560 amino acids. Gene Ontology annotation, biological process: cytoskeleton-dependent cytokinesis. Lineage: Eukaryota; Fungi; Ascomycota; Eurotiomycetes; Eurotiales; Aspergillaceae. The record is from RefSeq and is a predicted model, not a curated record. Gene Ontology annotation, cellular component: septin ring; cytosol; microtubule cytoskeleton.
CGCUGUGGGCAGACCGGUUCUCGUCCUUUCCUUUCGCCUUUUUCGCUUCUUUCGCCAGCCGCUCAGGUGAAGCGUGGAAUUCUCGACUGCCGCUUGCUGGGCUUGUGAAUGUCGUGUUCCUCCUCUCCUUCGCCUCCCUAGUCGACUGGUUCUCCCCUUUCACUCGACCGACUCGAGCUAUCAUUCACUGCAAACAAAUUAUAAGAAGAAAAAAGAAAAAAAAAAGGAGUCAUCAUCUCAGUGUACAGACCUGUAUUCACAUCGCAACUGAAUCCCCCCACCGUCUCCACUUCCUUACACACAUCAGGGUGACUGAACAGACAGUGAAUAGCCCUGACUGACAACUUCCUGAUCGAUAAUAACUAUCGGCUGCUGGGAAAUAUCAAGGCUACCAUGUCUGCCGCGAGGACCCGGAGUCCAGGGCGGGUGCCGCCUUCCUCAGACGCGCACCUAUCUGUUGCGGACAACGGCAGCUCCGGUCAGCGGAGAGCAUCGUUUGGCUUUCUGCGCCGUUCCAAGUCCACAGAACCCCUAGCGGAGCGCAAGGCAUCUGGCGGCCGUGGUAAGAAAAUGACCAAAGAGCAGGCUAGAGAAGAGGAGCUCCGUCGCCAGCGCGAGAUGGCUUCCAAACCCCGACAGCCGCCCCGUCUGCCCGCGCUCGCGCCCGCUCCUCAGCUCGAGACCUUUGGUGGCGAUGAGCGUCCGGAUGGCGAAGUCGUGAGCUCACCAUCUCACGCGAUCCCAUCGCCCGCCAGAGUGGCGCCUCCGAUUCCUUUGCCGGAGGAUGCUGUCGAAUUCUAUUCACGCACGGAGAGCAUGACCCAUCGCGGUCGGUACAGCUACGCCAGCAGUAGUGCCGUCAGCACUGUCAACGGUCCGCGUCGACUGCGUCGUCGCAAGGAUCCGACCCCAUACAACAUUUUGGUCAUUGGAGCGCGGAACUCCGGCAAGACCUCUUUCCUCAACUUCCUUCGUUCGUCGUUGACUCUGCCGCCUCAUAAGCACCCUUCUCGUGCACCUAGCGAGUUUGAAGAGCUCGAUCGACAGUCGCCGGCCAACGAUGGCUUUACCUCGCGCUACCUUGAGACUGAGAUCGACGGCGAACGCGUGGGAUUGACGCUGUGGGACUCUCAGGGUCUGGAGAAGAACAUCGUGGAUAUCCAGCUCCGGAGCGUGACCGGCUUUCUGGAAAGUAAAUUCGAAGAGACCCUGACCGAGGAGAUGAAGGUGAUCCGCUCCCCCGGGACCCGCGACACGCAUAUCCACUGCACCUUUUUGAUCCUCGAUCCGGUCCGGCUGGACGCUAACGCUGCCGCCGCCGAGCGGGCUGCCAACGGGGCGCCGCUGCCGUCUGACUCGCGCAUCACGGGAAUCCUGGACGAUAAUCUGGACAUCCAGGUCCUGAGGACCAUGCUGGGCAAGACCACAAUCGUCCCGGUGAUUAGCAAGGCAGACACGGUCACCACCGCUCAUAUGGCGUAUCUCAAGAAGGCCGUCUGGGACAGUUUGAAAAAGGCCAACAUCGAUCCUCUGGAGAUCCUCACGCUGGAAGAGCAGGAGGAUUCCGCGAUCGAGAGUGACGAAGACGAAUAUGACAACAACGACGACGAUGAGGGUGACGACAGUGAGGCCGCUGCAGAGAAGGCUGGAGCCGUUACUCCCACGUCAACGUACUCGGAUGACGAUGUUCCGGAACCCGUCUCCCCCUCGCGUCGCAGCCAGAGCACCCGCAAGUCAUCGGGGUCGGUGACAAGUUCGUCGAUCAUCCCCUUUUCAAUCCUCUCGCCCGACCCUCACUCGUUGGCGGCCGGGGACGAACCCGUGGGUCGCAAGUUCCCGUGGGGGUUUGCUGAUCCGCACAACCCGGUGCACUGCGACUUUGUCAAGCUCAAGGACUCUGUCUUCAGUGAAUGGCGCUCCGAGCUGCGUGAAGCCAGCCGGGUGGUCUGGUACGAGCGGUGGAGAACAAACCGUCUCAACCGCAACGGCCAUGCGCCUGCUCAGGCUCCUCCCCAGAAGAAGAAAGCCUACGGGGGACGAAACGGUCCUGUCAAGGAUGGCCGUCGGACUCGAUAAAGCCAUGCUCUGGUUUUUUGUUUCUUUAUUUUUUCUUUCCCCCCAUUAUUACUGUCUCUUUUUCCUACUUCCCUUUUUCUUUCUUCUCAUUUCUGAUUCACUCACUCCUUACCCAAUUGAUUCUCUUCCCGCUUCAUAUGUAUGUGCCGCCUGGACUCUGAUAAACAGUUCUCUCUCUCUCUCCCUCUCUAUCUGUCAACGUCCCUGUAAUUACUGAUCGGCCUGCAUGAUGUAUUAUUUUUCCUCUCGACAUUGUACCUUAUUUUCCUUCCUCUGCUUUUUUUUUUUGUCUCCGCUUCUCCGGCC